Physella acuta is the source of this 3662-nucleotide messenger RNA. RefSeq lists its product as uncharacterized. Gene Ontology annotation, biological process: regulation of gene expression. The record is from RefSeq and is a predicted model, not a curated record. Gene Ontology annotation, cellular component: nucleus. NCBI's taxonomy places the organism in Eukaryota, Metazoa, Mollusca, Gastropoda, Physidae.
UUCCCGAUUUUUGCGCGGCGCACCAUAGUUGCUUGCUAGUAGAGAGACGUCACAUUUCAAGUUUCCCCGCGAACUUGUAUCACACGCACUUCCAUGGCUUGCUCAGGUUGUGACGUCAUCUGCAUAGGCAGUGCUCUCCAUGGGUGAUGCCGCAGCAUUGUGAAGCCAAUCCCUCACGAUGCCGAAAUCUUUUAUUUACUCUGUGCGGAAUUAUGGAUCAAGAAAGCAAUUAGAUGAUGACAAUCAAGAUAAGUCCAAUGAUCUAGAAGACAUGAUGGGACCCACUAAAAUGGCAACUCGCUCAAAGACAAAGCCAGGUGGGAAAUCCUUACAUGACUACCUGUUACCAUGGCAACUGCCUUUGAAAAUCCCUGGUUCUACAAGAAACAAUGUGGUUGUCAAGCGUAGAGAAACCAAGUCCCGGUCAUAUCAUCACCUCAGUCUAGUCACUCGUUUCUACUUAGGCAUGAGAAUGUCAAGAAUUCGCUCAACAAAGCACGGGCCAAGAACAAUCCCAGUCAACCACAAUCACGACUGUUCACAUAGAUCCCACCACCUGCCUAGGAAUCUGCACCACAGACAUGAUAAACAAAGCCACUGCCCAGUGGAUGGACUGAGGCUCAACUCAAACACAAGUGACACUGUUGUGACAAGAAGUCAGUCUGAGUUAUCUGCCCUAGCAAACUCUAAAGAAAAUACCAGAAAGCAAGUUGGCACAAAGCAAAAUAUUUCACCAAGUACUAAAAAAAGUCUUACAAAAGAAAUGGAAAAUGAGGAAUCAAAAAACCAAAAGCUAAGACAGAUUCACAAGAAAGAACCAAUUCAGUCACAUACUAGUCAACCACAGCACUGUGUAGUAAAUCAAUCAAACACAAAGAAAGAGAGAAAAAUUAUUAUAAGGAGAACAAACUCUGAUUUUAGCAUUCACACGGAUUCAAUCAUCAAGUGCAGAAAUUUGCAAUCAGAAAUUUCUAGAAUUCAGAAUUUAAACUCAAAAGAAAACAGCAAUGAUACAACAAUUGGGAACACAACCUGUAAGGCUAGUGUGAAUCAGUGUGAUACAGACCAAAGAACUGGCUCUAAUCCUACAGAACAGGCUCAUUGUGAUGCUUCCCCAGGUAGGACAAAAGUAGGAAAUGAUGUGGUCCCUAAACUAUCAUCUGAUGUUCAACAAAGUCCAAAUACAGAUGUUCAAACCAUCUCAAGCAUCUCAGCCACCACACAGCAUCCAAACUCUACCCCAGCCUCAAACCAACAAGAGCUUUACAAAUGUGCCUCAAACCAACAAGAGCUUUACAAAUUUGCCUCAAACCAACAAGAGCUUCACAAAUUGUCUACAAGAAAACAAGGGACUGAAACUGAUCAGAAUAAUCUUGGUCAACUACACACUGCAGGACAGGUGUACAAGGACAUGGCUCAAGGGUUUGGUGUAUCAAAUAAUUUGAACGUUGUCUUAAAGCAAAGUCUGGAUACUAAUAAAGAAAAUAUGGAGACAGGUACUCCAAAUGAUGAAACCCUGGGGAAAAAUAAUAACUUCAUCAGCCAACAUCAGUUACAACAUUUUUUAUCCCACACAGAAGACUCAUUAAAACUGACAAAUCAGUUUUCUAAAAAGUUAAAGAUUAACUUACACAAUAAAAAGAUGGUUUUGACUCAGGGAGAUUUAAUGAAUGCUGCUGAUUGUCUGAACUCCACAAAAGAUGAAAGUUCUACUUAUUCCAAACAGAUGAUUGAAAACCUUGAAUUUUUGCAACAAAACAAAGAAAAUAUUGAUACAACUAGCAAGGUGAAGGCUGGUCAACAUCUGGUGACUAGUGUCAUCAAAGAAGUGAAGUCUAGGCUGCCAAAGCUGAAACCAACCACUCCUGGCAUCUUGCCAUUUAAUGCGGCAUUUGGACAGUUGCGGGUGGCAACUUUUGGCACCAACACGCCUGUGUUUGUAACCACUGGACCAUUGCAGUCCAUGGGUGAAGAGAAGAAAAACAUCUUGUUUAUUGAUAGUAAUCCUGCUUUAUCUGUGGGGAAUGAGAUGAAUGAUACCUCAGGUCAGCUUUCACACCAAACUAGCUCCUUUAUAAUAAACAGCUACAAAGGUCAAACUACGUUCACUAAAACAUCAAAUGUUAGCACCACACCCGGGACAGCUAAAUGCCUUUAUGUGGCACAACAUGGCCACCAGUUUAAUACUGAACCCAGUCCUUCAGCAUCAAAAGCAGGUGACCUCACAGACCCAAGCAAACAUUUAUACACAGCCAUGCCUGCAUAUGAUGAGCUAAAGCUUGCCCCCAGCAGCUGUGGUACAUCUACACAAGAAUCUUUACCACAGUUCAAACAAAGGCUUGUCAGUCAAAUGGCAGAGAGCAGUUCCAGACCAAACAGUAUAGCUCAGCUCUUCAAGAUGUGUCACAGUGCUCCUCCAGCAUUCAUGCAAGCUCAGGCACCCAAUAAAUUUCCAAUCUUCAGAAAAAAUCUGGCCACUUCAGCCAUGUCUCAAAUCAACUUUAACCAAACAAGUGAGAACAGGAAAGGGACGAAGCAAACAACAGCAACCCCACUACCAACAGCCAACGAGAGAAGUCAAACGACCCAGGGUAGCUGUCCCCAGGCAAAAAAUGUCUUUCUCUCUCCUCCUGGGUUUAUGGACUAUACACACCUAAAGGCUCCAGUUCCAGAUUUCCAGAAUGGUGUUCAGAUGGUUUCAAAUGAUCUAAGAUGCACUCUUAAUUUACAAAUAGCUUUCCUCAGUCGCCCUCUCAUCAAGACUUCAGACAAUUCAACUGCUGCAUUGUUACAGUUAGAGAAUGUUGACAGUGGGGUGAAUAUUUUUAAACCUAGCAGCUUGCAAAUCCCAGGAUUUGGUCCCAUAGAGUCCCACAACCUCCACAACAAAGGUCUCAUUUUCCCCACACCAGCGGCUGAUUUACUCAGCAAUGUGGCCCAUUCUCCCCCACUCUUCCUGCAGGGCAUGGAGAAAGGAAAAACUUUACCUCAUUUAUCCAGUCCGAAAGAAUCCUUCAAUUCAAGACUAGAUUUGCAAGGUAUGUUAAUGAAUGCACCAGCACAGGAGUUGGUACCAGCUGAGGGUAAGGUGAACAUGUUUAGUAAGGACCACAGGUAUGACAAACCAAAGUCAAAGGUCAUGAAAAGUCCCAGAAACAUUUUCUCCAAAACCACAGAAGCAGAGGGUAGCGAUGCUACUCUGAUGGCAACAGACGAAGGUGCCGUAAAUUCUGCCAUCGUGCCGAAGAGAAGGGGAAGGAAGAGGAAAUGGCCGAGCCCUACGUCAGGCAGUGAAGACACUGCUCAAAGUUCGAGUGGGUCAAAUACAGUGUCGUCAGGUUCUAAAAGCAGCCGCUGUGAUAAUAUGUGUCCACUGUGUUGUCGUAUGUUUACACGCUCCUGGCUACUGAAGGGUCACAUGCGUACUCACACAGGGGAAAGGCCUUACCUCUGCUCCCACCCAUCCUGUGGCAAGGCAUUUGCUGACAGAUCUAACCUACGCUCUCACAUGCUGAUACACUCUGUGGCCACACGCAGCUACCCCUGCCCCAAGUGUGGGAGAACGUUUUCUCAGAAACGAUACCUCCACAAACACAGCAUUGAAGUCUGCAGAAUAACUUCUGAGAAACAGUAGCUUGAAUAUGGGAACAAACAAUUUUCAU